UUGAAGACUGAACGCGCUCAGCUCAGUUGCUUGUUUGUCUUGAAAAUUGCCCCUUUUUUCGCGAUUUACUACUCUUGAACAAAAUCUACAUUACGUAGCUCAGUCUAUAGAGAACAUAGACUUACCAGGUUGGUAAACCUGUGUAGAGUCGGACUUUGUUUUGUGAAAUUUUGCCUUUGUUUUUUUUUCUUCUUCUUCGCCCAAACAAAGAAGCGCGCUUUGAAGCAAAAUGGCGUACCAGCUGUAUCGGAACACAACCAUCGGUAAUACUCUACAGGAGAGUCUGGAUGAGCUCAUACAGUCCCAGCAGAUCACCCCUCAGUUGGCCCUACAGGUCCUGUUACAGUUUGACAAGGCCAUCAACAACGCCCUGGCAACCAGGGUCAGGAACAGACUCAACUUCAAGGGCCACUUGAGAACCUACCGAUUCUGCGAUAACGUCUGGACGUUUGUUCUUAACGACAUGGAGUUCCGCGAUGUGGCGGACAUCAUCAAAGUGGACAAGGUCAAGAUCGUGGCCUGCGAUGGGAAAGCCAGUGCAGGUGGAACCAGAGAUGACUAAUGAAAUCGGAUAUUACUACAACAAUACUCAUCAAUCUGUCUCCAUGACUACCACAACUGCUGGGAUAAACAAUCUCGGAGGGCGCAUCAAUUUAUUUUCUUGGUUGACUGGGACAUUUUGGGGUAUAUGAAAAUGGGGUAUAGGAUGAAAACUUGUACAGAAAGGUACAUAUGUAGUUUUACCAGACUGACUAUUAUACGGGGAAUAAUUUGCCAGGGGAGUUUUGCUAACAGAGUUUUUGGCUGAUUGCUAACCAUAUCCUCCCCUGGCCAAUGUCUGAAUUUUUUUGCCGAAUUCUAAUUGAUCCCCUAUACACCCGUAGGAAGUCCCGAUUGAGGCUAGUAAAAAGAUACAGACCUUCACUUAAAUUGUUUUCAUUAUCUUCCAGUACAGGAUUGUUUGUUUCUUUUCUAUGCGAGAAGCAACAAGUUAAAUUGAUGUGGCCUGAGUAUUUUCAAUCUUCAACUGUCAGGAGAAGGGGAAUUUGAUUUUCUAAAUAAAGACAUUUUUUUCUUCCUAUGUUUUUGUAAACAUAAGUGGGUAUUUGUUGUGUGUCAAAUCUCAAAGCUCAUAAUGCAGACCACAAAACUAGGCAUUUUUUUCGUGCAGAUAUAAUUUCGAACUCCAUUUAUGGCUGUGCUUAUAAAUGGUGACAAAGUCAAGCAUUGUUAGCUUCCUAUAAGAUGGGACAAGAAACCAAGAGGCAACACUGUAAGAAAGACAUAACUGCGAUGUAUACUGUAUGUAUUAUCUGUAGACAUUCCAGACAAAAGGCCAGCUACACUAUACUACACUUUGUAUUACAUGUGUCACUAUAGUAUAUAUAUAUAAUGCUCAACACUUUGAAUUUGGGAACAUAUAUUCCAAGUUUACAAAGCACCAUGUGUGUCUUUCUAUACUUGAAAGUCUAGAUCUAACCUGGUAUACAAUUAUGAAAUAUCAUAUCUUCAAGUACAACUUUUCCUCUCCAUGAUGGUAGUCUUAUUCCUAGUAUCAUAUAUGAAUAUCAUAUGUAAUAUGAAAGAGCAUCUUGUAUCUUCCCAAGUUCAAAGUGACGGGUGUUUCGUCUAUUAUUUGUAACAAGUCAGUAACUGUCAGCCGUGUGAACAAUGUACCAUAUGUAGCAAAAAUAAACUCUAUUCAGAACAACA
Messenger RNA from Branchiostoma floridae (Florida lancelet), 1713 nucleotides. RefSeq names its product transcription initiation factor IIA subunit 2-like. Gene Ontology annotation, molecular function: RNA polymerase II general transcription initiation factor activity; TBP-class protein binding. The record is from RefSeq and is a predicted model, not a curated record. Lineage: Eukaryota; Metazoa; Chordata; Leptocardii; Amphioxiformes; Branchiostomatidae. The transcript has 4 exons. Gene Ontology annotation, cellular component: transcription factor TFIIA complex. The coding region runs from base 230 to 562 and encodes 110 amino acids. Gene Ontology annotation, biological process: transcription initiation at RNA polymerase II promoter; RNA polymerase II preinitiation complex assembly.